Molecule: messenger RNA, 1148 nt
Organism: Rhineura floridana
Lineage: Eukaryota; Metazoa; Chordata; Lepidosauria; Squamata; Rhineuridae
Product: vomeronasal type-2 receptor 26-like
Exons: 3
Coding region: 127-612 (161 amino acids)
Biological process (GO): G protein-coupled receptor signaling pathway
Cellular component (GO): membrane
Molecular function (GO): G protein-coupled receptor activity
Source: RefSeq, a predicted model, not a curated record
GACUUUGGGAAAAUCCGGAAAGAAUGUUUGAUGUAUGGCCAAAAAAACAGCGGUUUUCUGGACAUUUAAAAAAAAACAGGCGAAAAAGCGGAAAAAAAACAGAAGUGGGGACUAUUCAAGCACAACAUGAAUAGGCAAAAUGUGGAUUAUCCAGAUUCGGAGCAUUGUACCAAAUGUCCAGAAGAUCAAUAUCCAAACAAAGCCAAAGAUCAGUGUGUCCCCAAAAAGAUCACCUUCCUGGCUUAUGAAGAACAUUUGGGUAUCCUCUUGGCUUCCUUGACCCUAUUCUUCUCUUUGAUAACUAGCUUUGUGUUAGGAAUCUUCAUUAAAUUCCUCAAAACUCCAAUAGUCAAAGCCAACAACCGGGACCUCUCCUACAUUCUCCUUGUCUCCCUCCUGCUUUCCUUUUUGGCCUCCUUCCUCUUCAUCGGCCGGCCAAGGAAAGUGACCUGCUUUCUCAGACAAACAGCCUUCAGCAUCAUCUUCUCGGUUGCUGUCUGUUCUGUGUUGGCAAAAACCAUCACUGUAGUACUGGCCUUCCUGGCCACAAAGCUAGGGAACAAGAUUGCCUGGAUUUACUACUCCCCAAAAGAGCAAAUAACCAAGGUUUAAUCUGAAGCCUGUAAGAAGCACUUAGAGUCCAAUCCAUUUAUGUCUACAAUUUCCUUGCACCUCCAUUUUAAGACUGGAACAAAAUGCCAACUCUGCAACUUUAGCAUCAAGGCUGCUCUGCCCACAAUCCCCUUCAGUUCCUUUCUUUGCUUAAAAUCCCCUUGCUGAAGAGUUCUGGAGGACACAAUGGCUAUGCUAUUCUCUGCUUCUGAAUACCAGUCGCAGGAGGGAAGAGUGCUCCUGAGGUCAGCUUCUUCAUGCAGGCUUCCCACAGACAUCUGGUUGGCCACUGUGAGAACAGGAUGCUGAACCAGGUGGGCCAGUGGCCUAAUCCAGCUCUUCUUAUUUUCUUAUGAGAGCUCCACAGCUUGUUCACCACUAAGUAACAUUUUGGUGUGUCCCAGUAAAUUAUCUCAUGACUCUACCUCGAUAUUUCUAUUUGGCUUGCAGAACUGUUUGCCUCUAGAACUUUUAUCAAGGCUAUAUUUGACUAAACCAAAUUGACUGAUCUCUUUUCGCUAAUCUGUAGUAAAAAU